AAAUCUAUACUAAUAAAUCAAUCUAUUAGAUUUUAAUUGAAUUUGAUUUUAUUAUAUUUCAUUUAUCCGAAUUAAUCUGAUUGGAUUUUUUGGAAACAAAUUAUCAUGCGAAAAAAAGGAUAUAGUGAACAAAUCCAGACGAUCAAUAAAUUGAUCUGGUUUGUCACUAUUAUAUCAUUUCAGCUAAUUAUUCCAUGUUGGACGGAUGAAGAACCGAAUAUUGAUUCAUCAGGUUGGAUUGUUGCCGAUGCAACAAAGAAUGAUUGGCCACUUGUAGAUAGUGUUGGUGAAUUCUAUAUUUACAACAAGUUAUCUGACAAUGAUGAAUUAACGCUGAAUACAAAUUUAAUGCCAUUUGAUGAAAAACAAUCAAAUUGUUCCAUUUCAUUUAAUUAUUGGAAACCUGACAAUGAUUUUCGUUGGCAAUAUAAAGGAAAUUCAAAUGAAAAACGUAUUGAAUUAGAAAAUAGAACUGAAUUCUCUGCAACAAAAUGGGAAAGAUUAUCAGCCGAUCAAUGGAAAAAUCUCAUAUUACUUGCAAAGGAUACAAAGGCAAAAAUAUUUUUUAAAGAUAUUGAUGUUAUUUAUAAACAAAAAAUUGAUUUCCCAAAAAAGGAUCAUCAAAAUCCAAAUAAUAAUUUCCAAAAUUUGGAAGAUGGAUUCAAAAAAAUUGACGAAAACAGUUUCGAAUAUGAGGGAUCAGUUAAUAAAUCAACAUUACAUCAUAUAAUAUCGAACAAUGAUUUUGGCACGACAUGUAUACAAAUAAAACCUGCUGAUCAAAAAAAAAAUCUUUCAAAACACAAGGUAAAAAUCAGCAUCACAUUUAACCAGGAAACCGAUGCAGUUGAACUUCCUCUUAUAAUACCUGAAUUUUGUUUGGGAGAUUAUUUGGCAUUACAUCCUAAUGGGCCAACUAUGAUCACUAUCAAUGUUGAACCUGACGAAAAUAACUUUACAGUGGAUUUUUCAGCAGAUGGAAAUCAAAAUAUUAAACCGAAAGUACCAGAAAACAAAAUCGAUGAUAAUUGGAUAUUCAAUCAUCCAUUGUUUGAUUAUAACAUAAAGUUGAUGAAACCCGAUGAUACAAUUGAAUUUUUUGCCUGUGAUGUAAUGGCAAAUUGUUUUCCAUACGUUACCAAAGAUGAACUUUUUUAUGAACUAGAAUCAUUCAGUCGAAAUGCAUUAAGUCAUUCACCAAUUAUCAAAAGAUAUGCUACAAAAACACCUGUUUAUGAAAAAGAGACAGAGACGACAGAAGAAAAAACUCUGAAAAACAUCAAAAAAACAAUGGAACCUAAUAAUGCAGAUAUCAAUGGACAUGAAAUGACAAUUCAUGAAGUGAAUGAAACACUUAUCGUUCCAUACAUUGAUCUUCGCGCAUAUUCUGCAUCACUAUUGCCUUCAUCUGAAGAUGACUCAAUUAUUUUGAAAAAUGUCACGAUUCUUAAGGGAAAAGAAAACGUUGGUACAAUUCAAUUCAAUUCAGAUUUAUAUUACUUAAAUGGAUUCUCAGAUCUUUUGAAACCUCGAAUGUCCGAUUUAUUCAAAGAUUAUUGGCUAGAAUUUAAGUUCGAACCAUCGAAGAAUUUCAAAGACUUGAACUUAACAUUGGGAGAUCCAUCAUCAACAAUAAAAAAAACUUCCAACCAAGAGAUUAAAAAUAUUGUGGGUUUCAGCGAAUGGGUAGAAGAAGCACCAUAUGAAAACAAAGAAAAAGACCUAUCUUUAAAAAUCGAAUCAGAAUCAACGAAUUGUGAUGAAUCAUUUGUUGCCACAAUUCAAAUUAUUUUUUAUAAUGGAAAAAUUUUGGAACAAUCACCAAUCCCUUUUAAAAAAACUGAAAAAUCUUGCAACUAUGUUAGUGAUUUAAAAAAAGAAAAAAUUAUUGGUCCAUUCAAAAUUUUCUAUAAAUUCGAAAAUCCUACUCAUGAUAAAAAACUGUGUGUUUUAUCUAUAGACAAAAAAGGAUUUGAUAAAGAGCCUGUUUCACCUAAUAGCCCAACGUAUUUUUGGUUCAAUAAAAAAUUGGACAAUUUAUAUGAUUGUCCAGUAAAUUUUGAAUUCGAUAAAAGCACUAAUCGUUGUUGGUUACAAACUAUUUAUCAUGAUGUACAUGUUAAUUGUAAUUCAACAGUUGGCUGUUCCAACAUUUUGGAUAGAAAAUUAUUCAGAAUGGAUUUAUAUCGAACUGAAGAUGGAACAUUCAAAUCAAGUAAUGAAAUUUUAAAAAUCAAUGAUUUUUGCAUUUCAUUCAACUAUUUUGGAAAUGGAAAUCGAAUUUUUAUUAGCCAUGAUCAAUCCAAUUCAUUAUAUUCACCAUUAUGGUUUAAUUCGAAAAUCAAACCCGAACAUCAAAACAUUUUUAGUUCGUCGCAAAAUUUGCCAUCAUUUAUUUGCGCUAGUCACUUAUCAGCAAAUCCUGAAGAAGUAAAAACAAUAUUUGUAUGGUUUGAACAAUCGGAACAGGAUGAAGGCUUAAAAUAUAUUGCUGAUUUUAAAGCUAAUUAUCAAAAUUGGAAGGCAAAUCUUAAUUCGUUUAAUCUUGAUGAUCUGAAAAAUGAUUACUUCAUUCCACACGAAAAUAUCAUACAAAUUGAUGAUAAUUCACUUAAACUUUUGUUAUCACCAACUGAUGUUAACGGAGCAAGCAAUUAUGAAAUUAAAUUGACAAGUCAAUUCAUUUAUCUAAAUCAACUCACCAGUGCCGAUACAUUCGACAUUGAUUUAGCUUUCCGUAGUAUUGCCGGUAAUUUGACCCAGAAUGGUGGUGAUGUUUUUAUUGAAUUCCGACCGUUUUCUGAAGACCCGAAACGAAUUUCAAUUGCGGAAUUUAAAGAAAACGAAGUAAAAUCCAUCAUUUAUAAAAGAAUGAAUCAACAUGUUGAUAAAUUUCAGUUACAAUUUGUUUUCAAAAUGGACAAAUCGAAACAGAAAACUGAUCUUCAAUUUACUUUAAAUGGAAUUGCUUUAAAUGAUCCAUGCAUUGACAAAAAUAUCAAUAAUAUAUUUUGCAAUCAAAGAAAAGGAUUGGGGGAAUGUAAACGAUUUUUUGCUCCUCAACCAUUUCAUCGCUGCAGAUGCGUGAAUUAUACUUCGGGCAAUGAAUGUGAACAGAUUGAUUAUUGUAUGCGUGACCAGGGCAGCGAAUACUGUAUUCACAAUAACCUAGGACUUUGUAAGAAUUCAGAAGCGGACUAUGAAUGCAGUUGCCAACCUGGCCAACGAUGGGUUCGUUCUAUGAGAUGGUGUUUGGCUCCAUUUGAAAAAGAUUGCCCAGAGAAUGAACAUUUGGCAUACACCCAUGAGAACAGAUCAACCUGUAUGUGUGAUGAAAAUUUUGUUCGUAUCAAUAAUUCUUGUGUCAAAUAUGAUAUCUGUGAUCCAAAUCAUCGACAAGAAAGAGGCGAAAAACCGAUAAAACCAUGUACAGAUGACUUAGCUAAUUGUCAACGAAUUUCGAAUCAACAAUAUCAUUGUAUUUGUCCAUCGAAUCUUUACAAUGUGGAAGGAAUUUUUAAUUCUAAGGCUCAAUGUAGUGAUCGUUUUUGUGAUCUAAACAUGGAAUGUGACCAAAAAUGUAAUUUCACCAAGACUACUGGCCAACACAAUUGUACUUGCUUUAACGAUCUAUACGAAAUGGAUUCAGAUAAUAAAUGCCAAAUCAAAAGCAAAUUUGAGAAAAAACUUUCCAAAUGUUUGCCAGAUGAUUCAAAAAUAUUGAAAAAGUUUGAAAUGCCAUACAUUGAUAAAAAUGAUAAAUGUAAUUGUAAACUUGGUUAUAAUUACAGUGAAACAAGUAAAAAAUGCGUAGGAAACGAUCACGAUGAAAUUCAUGAAAAACUUGGUUGCAAAAGUUUUAGCUUGGAUGAUGAUGGUAAAUUUGAAUGUCAAUGUCCGGAGGGCCAACAAUUUGAUCAUCAAUAUGGCAAAUGUCGAUGGAAUCCAUGUCCACCUAAUAUGAUUAAAUAUGCUAGUAACCAAAGUGAUAAAAAUAAUUUUAAAUGUAUUUCUCCUUGUGAUUCGAAACUGGUUCGAAGUUGUUCAGCAUCUGGUGGGCCAUUCUAUGAAUGCAAUUCCACAAAGGCAAAACAAUCUUUGGAAUUUCACAAUGGGAAAUGGAGAAUAGACGAACCAUUUGUUCAAGGAUUUCAUAAAAAAAUUAGUGAUACAUCAAAAUAUUGUCAAUGCAUUUUUGGAUUACAUACGAAUUCAGAUGGACAAUGUGUACCUGAUACUGACAAUCAUUAUUAUACAAUCGUAAUGGAUUUCAAAAAACUCACUAGCAAAAAUCUUACUGAACACUAUUUCCACGAAAUUCUGGAAAAUUUGUUUGAUGAAAAAAAAUUGAAAUUUUAUGAUAUCACCUGUACGGAAAAUGAAGACGAUUCUUUAAAAUGUGCAGCCACAUUAUUAAUUCCAGCAAAUAUUGAUAUAAAGCUAGAUGAAAUCACAGGAAAGUUGAAAAGUUAUUGUAUUAGUAAGGAUCAAUUAUUCUUGAAUUCAUCUAAUGAUUCAUGUGUGUAUUUAUGGAAAAAAACAAAAAAUGAGGGAUAUCAAAUCACAAUUGAACGAAAAAUUAAUUCUAUAAUAUCUAUAGAUUCAUAUGAUAUUUGUCAAUCAAAACCGUGCGCUUUGUUUCCCAAUUCAAAUUGUAAAUCUUCAAAGGAUUCAUUUGAUUUUGAUUGUAAAUGUAGUGAUUACUAUAAACGUGAUGAAGAUUUUCCAACACCAUCGAUGGAUAAAUAUCAUGCAUGCAAAUUGAAAUCAUGUCAAGAUCUAGAAUAUCACUGUCAGGAUUCUAAAGCAAAAUGUUUAAUGUUGGAUGGCCAAAAUCCAAAUGAUAUUGAACAGAUACUACAAGCAAAACUUACAUUCGAUUCAUCAAUUAUUUUCAACAAUAAUGGUGAUCAACAAUCCCCAAUGCCAUUCUGUCUUUGCAGUAAUGGCUAUUUACUUAAUAAAUUGAAUUCAUCAUGCGAUGAUCAUUGUCAAAAACAAUGUAAUAACGGUGAUUGUUUUUAUACGAUGUCACAAAAACAAGAAACAUGUAUUUGUAACGAUGAAUGGAUGGGUGAACAAUGUGAUGUUAAAAAAUCUGAUGUUAAAAAAUCUGAUGAUGAUAAUAAUAAUAAUGGUUAUAAAGUAUCGACUAUCAUAUUGGCCAUUCUAACGGCAUUGUUAAUCAUAGGUGUUAUAUUUUUAUUUAUGCGUUCACGACGAUCAUAAUACACUAUAGUUGGAUACAGCCAUCAACAUCACGAAUGAUAACGAACUUAGAAUUGGAAGGAAAUCAUCAUCCCGUUUCUGACAAAUUUAAUGUUCGAAUUUUACGUGUCUCCAAAUCCAUUGAAUUCGAUG
Molecule: messenger RNA, 5361 nt
Organism: Dermatophagoides pteronyssinus (European house dust mite)
Lineage: Eukaryota; Metazoa; Arthropoda; Arachnida; Sarcoptiformes; Pyroglyphidae
Molecular function (GO): calcium ion binding
Source: RefSeq, a predicted model, not a curated record